CUGAGACCACGCCUUUCAAUAAAAAUGGCCUCCAAAAGAGAGAAGAGGCAGAGAAAAGUCGCGUUUGCAGAAGAGGUAGACAUUCCGGACAAGAAGAGCAAAGAAACGGAUUUUACUCAUCAAACAGAAGAGAGAAAGUCCCGUUUCAAAGCUAAACACAGUCUUGAUAGUGAUGAAGAAGACGACAUUGAUACUAUACAGCAAAGUGGGCUUGACGACGAGGACCUUGGGGCCCAAGAAGAAACCACAAUUGCAAACGACGGGGACAUUAAAUUGACGCCAUUUAAUCUAGAGGAAGAGAUGGAAGAUGGGUAUUUUGAUGCCCAUGGUAACUAUUAUGAAAAGGCUGAUCCUAAUGCUAUACAGGACACUUGGUUGGAGGGAGUCGACUGGGCCAAAAUUGAGGAGCAGAGACAGUGGAAAGAAGGUGCAAUGGCUGCCAGUGAUAAAGAUGAAGAAGGAGAUGCUGAGGAGGUUGUCGACAAAGUAGCAAUUUAUCAGCAAAUUUUGAACAUACUCAAGCCUGGAGAGACUGUAGUGAAGGCUCUUGCAAGAUUAGGUAGUAGCAGGAGCAUGUCUGCCAGUGAGAGACUCAAGCAAAAAAAGAAAAAGAAAUCUACAGGAGAGACUACAGAAACUGAUAAAAGUUCAGCUGAUAAAGAGGAGGAGAGAAAGAAUGUAGACGCAUUGACUGGUUGUGCCGAUCAACUAGUUGCCAUUGGAGACUACAGUGUCUAUGAGGACACUUAUGAAAAAAUUAAAUACAAACUGCACAAAGAAGAGGAAGCUAGAAAACCUGUCGACAUGUUUUCCGAUGAUGUCCCGAGCACUUCAAAGGGAGAAACAUCCAGUGGGCCUCCUCCAUUGUCGGACGAGGUGAUGUGGGAAUAUCGUUUGAAGAACGAAGAAGAUGAAGAGAUACACGGUCCGUUUUCAAGCACCCAAAUGAAAGAAUGGACAGAAAACGAUCAUUUCCCAGAGGGAGUUUGGGUACGUAAAGCUAAUUCGGCCAAUGCACAGUUCUAUAGUUCAAAGAGGAUCGAUUUUGAUCUGUACUCGUAGUAAAUAAUAGUACGAUAAUACUAUAACCACAAUGCACUGACAUUUUGCAGUACAACUUCGCAUGAAAUUUUGUAGUGUAAUACACUAUUAACAGCAAAAGAGAGAGAGAGAGUGAGCAAUAUUUUUUAAUUUAUUGUCAUUUAUAAAUGUGAAAAAAAAUUUUCAAAGUCACUAAGAGAAAAGAUUCCAAAAUAAAA
This is a messenger RNA of Amphimedon queenslandica, 1259 nucleotides long. RefSeq names its product CD2 antigen cytoplasmic tail-binding protein 2-like. The record is from RefSeq and is a predicted model, not a curated record. The transcript is spliced from 10 exons. Gene Ontology annotation, cellular component: U5 snRNP. Bases 25 to 1062 code for a protein of 345 amino acids. Lineage: Eukaryota; Metazoa; Porifera; Demospongiae; Haplosclerida; Niphatidae. Gene Ontology annotation, molecular function: protein binding.